UUUCUUGCAAAACCCAACUCAAAUUUGAAUGUGAGGAGUAGCUUUUGCACAGGUUGUUCUGUUGUUUUUAUGCAUAUUUCUAUAUAGAUUUGGGUCCCCCACUCUCUUCAUUUCAGAAAUUGUUUCAGUGUUGACAGCAUCUAUGAAACUGGGAAAGAAAACGAAACAAAGGGUGUGAGAAGGAGCUGGGAAGGAAAACGAAACAAAGGGUGUGAGGAAGAGCCUCUCUCUCUCCCCCCAUCACUUUCUGGAGCAGAAAAGCACAACUCCUUUUACUGCCCUCUCACGUGCACCAUAUCCUUCAUUCCAUUACCCUUUAACUCCCUUUUCUUUCAACACACACACAAAAACUCCUCUACUUCUACCUCUCUCUCUCUCUCUCUCUGGUUUGGAACAAGCACUUAACAGUAUUGGUUGAUUGGAGUCUCAUUUUUGUAAGUCAAUAUACCUUACUAACAGUGGAGAAAUGGCACUCGAAGCUCUUUCUUCUAAUGAUCUCUUGAACUUCAUCAUCUAUGAGACUAUCUCAGCAACCCCAUAUACCUGCCAUGCCCCCCUAGAGGCUGGUUUCUCAUUGGAAAACCCUUUGAAGCCUCAAGAUCUUGGUGGUGCUCUGGAUACGCCUUCUACAGUGAUGGACCCGCGAUGCUCCAUGGGACCGGAAACUUCCAACAGGAAACAAAAUUUGGCGGUGCAAGGGCGAAAAAAGAGGAGGAGAAGGGCAAGGGUUUGUAAGAACAAAGAAGAAGCUGAAACACAAAGAAUGACACACAUUGCUGUUGAGAGGAAUCGCCGGAGACAGAUGAAUGAGCAUCUCGCCAUCUUACGCUCCCUCAUGCCGGAAUCUUACGUCCAAAGGGGUGACCAGGCCUCUAUAGUAGGUGGUGCCAUAGAAUUUGUGAAAGAACUUGAGCACCUAUUGCAGUCCCUUGAAGCUCGAAAGCACAAAAUGGUGCAAGGAGUAAGAGAAAACGUUGAUGACAGCAGCAGCAGCAGCAGUAGCAGCACCGGCACCGGCACCGGCACCGGCAUCACCGCCAACAAAUUCAUGCCACCUCCUUUCUCGCAAUUUUUCGUGUACCCUCAGUACACCUGGUCUCAAAUGCCUAACAAGUAUACUUCCAAGAGUAAGGCAGCAGUAGCAGAUAUUGAGGUCACUUUGAUUGAAACCCAUGCAAAUCUUCGAAUUCUCUCUCAUAAAAGCCCUAGACUGCUCUCCAAGAUGGUCACCGGUUUUCAGACUCUUUACCUCACCAUUCUUCAUCUCAAUGUCACCACCGUGGACCCACUAGUCCUCUACUCCAUUAGUGCCAAGGUCGAGGAAGGAUGCCAGCUCACAUCAGUAGAUGACAUAGCAGGGGCAGUUCACCACAUGCUUAGAAUAAUUGAGGAGGAAGCUGCUGUCUUAUGUUGAUCUCCAUGCCCAAAACUACCCUUGGAGCUGAGGGUGCUAUCACUGCAUUGCCACCCCCAACUAGCUACCUCUUUUACAUUUCAUCCUUCAAAAACUCUCUUUCUACUUCUGUCUAGCAAUUAGAUUCUCAUAGCUGUCUUUGGGUUUCUCUUUAGCCUCAACUUUUUAGUGUAGUGAACUAGGAACUUUCCAAACAAGCCUUGAUAUAUGGUACUACCACUUAUGCUCUUCUCAAGAGCGUGGCUCUGUAAUUGAUGAGUUACAGGUUGUGCUUGAGCUACCUUUUGUUUGAGGGUUGUUUGGGAGAGUGGAAUGUAGACACAUGGGUUCACAUUAUUCUUAUUUUGAAUGGCAGGUCUCAAGCUUGGAGAAAA
Vitis vinifera (wine grape) is the source of this 1788-nucleotide messenger RNA. RefSeq names its product transcription factor bHLH71. Bases 467 to 1414 code for a protein of 315 amino acids. The record is from RefSeq and is a predicted model, not a curated record. Gene Ontology annotation, molecular function: protein dimerization activity; RNA polymerase II cis-regulatory region sequence-specific DNA binding; DNA-binding transcription factor activity, RNA polymerase II-specific. NCBI's taxonomy places the organism in Eukaryota, Viridiplantae, Streptophyta, Magnoliopsida, Vitales, Vitaceae. The transcript has 3 exons. Gene Ontology annotation, biological process: regulation of transcription by RNA polymerase II.